AUGACGACGGCGACAGCGACGACGACCGCCGCUGUUCGUCCUAUCAUCAUUUCUCUCCUCGUCCUCUCCCUUCAAACAACCUCUCUCUCUCUCCGCGUCGAGGGAGACCAUCUCAUCCAAUUCAAAGCGUCAUUGAAGGAUUCAUCAUCUCUCGACCCCACGUGGGUCGCCGGGACCGAUCCGUGCGCCCGGGAUCGGCCCUGGCUCGGCAUCCACUGCAGCGAUACGACCGUCUCGUCGCUCCUUCUCAUGAACCUCGGCCUCUCGAAUAAAGUAGAAACUACCAUCGAUGUUGUGCCGUUGGAGAAAUUGGAAAAUUUACGAUUUGUUAGCUUGGAAAAGAAUAGCUUCUCCGGGCCGAUCCCGGAAUUCAACCGGCUCGGCUCGUUGAAGUCGCUCUUCCUCUCCGGAAAUGGAUUUUCCGGAGAGAUACCGAGCGGAUUCUUCACCCACAUGGGGUCGCUAAAGAAGUUGGAGCUCUACACGAACAACUUCUCUGGAAAGAUCCCGGGUUCUUUGCAGCAACUCGAUAGCCUGAUGGAGAUAUUGCUGCAAAGGAACCGGUUCUCCGGCCCGUUCCCGAUUUUGGAUCAGGCAUCACUGAAGGUUUUGGAUUUAUCUUUCAACAAUUUGGAAGGGGAAAUCCCUCAUAGCAUGCAGAGGCAGUUUCCUGCCGCUGCAUUUGAGGGGAACCCUGGCGCCUGUGGGGUCGCCAUCAAUAAGCCAUGCAAGGCUGUGGCCAACACAUUGCCUCCCCUCGGGGGGGCAAUCAUGAUGGCCAGCGCCACCACCAAAUGGGUGGUGCUGGCUGUUGUGGUGGCGGUGCUGGUGGUCACGAUACUCUUUAAAAAAAAGGAUAAGAGUGACAUGUUUAGCAUGAUCGGAAGGGAUCCGAGCAUGCACAGCCACCACGAGCACGCAGUGGAGGUCCACGCGCCGAGCAUAAACCGGCGCGGGGUGGGGUCCUCACGGAGGGUUGGAAACCACAGUGAGAAUGGGUCGACUAAAAAGGCUCACUCCAAUCAUGGGAAGUCGAGUGAUCUUGUGAUGAUUAACGAGGAGAAUGGGGUGUUUGGGAUGUCGGAUUUGAUGAAGGCGGCAGCGGAGGUGCUCGGAAACAGCAGGAUGGGGUCGUCGUAUAAGGCAACGAUGGCGAAUUAUGCGAUACCGGUGGUGGCGAAGAGGAUGAGGGGGAUGAAUAAGUUGAAUAAGGAUGCGUUUGAUGUUGAGAUAAGGAGGCUGGGGAGGAUACGGCACCGGAAUAUUCUCCCGCCGUUGGCGUAUCAUUACCGGAAAGAGGAGAAGCUUCUGGUUACCGAGUUUGUGCCCAAGGGCAGCCUCAUGUUUGUGUUGCAUGGUGAUGGAGGCAUCGCCCACGCGGAGCUGGAUUGGCCGACGCGUCUCAAAAUCAUAAAAGGCAUAGCCCGAGGGAUGGGGUUUCUCCACACGGAGCUGUCAGAGCUGGAGCUCCCCCACGGAAACCUCAAGUCGAGCAACAUCCUCCUCUCGAGCAACCACGAGCCUCUCCUCACGGACUACUCCCUCCACUCCCUAAGCAGCAGCGCGCAGUCUCUGCAGGGGUACAAGAGCCCCGAGGUGGUCCUCCACCAGCAGAUCACCCCCAAGAGCGACGUCUACUGCCUCGGUGUGGUGAUCCUCGAGGUGAUGACGGGGAAAUACCCGUCUCAGUAUCACAACAACGGCAACGGCACCGACCUGGUGAAGUUGGCCAAGGAGGCCGUUGCCGAUGGGAAGGCGGCGGAGCUGAUUGAUCCCGAGAUUGUUAACGGGGGAGGCGACGUGGCGGAUAUGGAGAGGAUGGUGUGUAUUGGGGCUGUCUGCGUUGAGGAGGAUCAUGAGGCGAGGAUGGAAAUGAGGGAGGCGAUAAGGAGUAUAGAGGCCGUUCAACUUUGAUAAACAAAUUACUACUACUUUUUUUUGUAGAAUUCAUACUCAUUUUUCUUGUACACCUUGUGUUGGAUAAGUGUAGAUGUCAGGUAUCCGUUUCUUUUCUUAUUUUUGCUUUUUAUUUUAUUUUCCUUGUACUCAA
Molecule: messenger RNA, 2050 nt
Organism: Salvia hispanica
Lineage: Eukaryota; Viridiplantae; Streptophyta; Magnoliopsida; Lamiales; Lamiaceae
Product: pollen receptor-like kinase 3
Biological process (GO): protein phosphorylation
Molecular function (GO): protein binding; protein kinase activity; ATP binding
Source: RefSeq, a predicted model, not a curated record